Microthlaspi erraticum is the source of this 1155-nucleotide messenger RNA. Lineage: Eukaryota; Viridiplantae; Streptophyta; Magnoliopsida; Brassicales; Brassicaceae. The record is from the annotation of a GenBank genome assembly.
AUGUCCAGUUCUAAGAAGACCAAGUAUCUCUGCGAGGAUCUUUGUGGACAGGAGGGUUCUCGAGCAGGCAAGGCCAUGUCAAGGCUUAAACGAGUGCUAAGAGGAUACGAUUUCAAAAAGUAUAUAUUCAUCUGCAUUCUCUUGCCAAUCUCCAUCUUCGGCAUGUAUCUACACGGCCAGAAGAUCACAUACUUCUUAAGACCUCUCUGGGAGUCGCCUCCGAAACCAUUCAACAUCCUUCCGCAUUACUACCACCCCAACACUUCCAUGGAAACGCUCUGCAGUCUUCACGGCUGGAAAAGCAGAGAAUCUCCGAGAAGAGUCUUUGACGCUGCCCUGUUCAGCAACGAGAUCGACAUGCUCACUCUCCGUUGGAACGAGUUAAACCCUUACAUCACGCAGUUCGUGCUUCUCGAAUCAAAUUCAACUUUCACCGGACUCUCAAAGCCCUUGGCUUUCGCGGAGAACAGGGACAAGAAGUUCAAAUUCGUGGAGCCAAGGCUGACUUACGGGAACGUUGGUGGAAGAUUCAAGAAAGGAGAAAACCCCUUCGUGGAAGAAUCCUUCCAAAGGCUUGCCCUCGACCAGCUGAUCAAACUCGCGGGUAUCAAAGAAGACGAUCUUCUGAUUAUGUCUGAUGUGGACGAGAUCCCCAGCGGUCACACCAUCGAUCUGCUUAGAUGGUGCGACGGAUACCCACCGAUUCUGCAUCUUCAGCUCAGAAACUAUCUCUACUCGUAUGAGUACUUUGUCGACAGCAAAAGCUGGCGAGCUUCCAUACAUCUCUACAAGCCUGGCAAAACUCGGUACGCUCAUUUCAGGCAAAGCGACCUUCUACUGGCGGACUCAGGAUGGCACUGCAGCUUCUGUUUCAGAUACAUCAGUGACUUUGUCUUCAAGAUGAAAGCUUACAGCCAUACCGACCGGGUUAGGUUCUUGCAUUAUCUCAACCCAAAGCGAAUCCAAGAUGUCAUCUGCAAAGGAACUGAUCUUUACGAUAUGCUUCCUGAAGAACACACUUUCAGAGAGAUCAUUGGCAAACUCGGUCCCAUUCCACGAUCUUACUCAGCUGUUCAUCUCCCUCGACAUCUCAUCCAGAAUGCUGAUGCUUACAGCUAUUUGCUACCUGGCAACUGCAAACGACAAACAGGCUGA